AUGACAACGUCACUAUAUCUGCGUCCAGGCAAAAAAAGGAGACGGGAAGAGGACAACACGUCGCUCGUGGAUGAAUUCCGUUCUCAUCUAGCAGAGAAUAAAACGCAAAAUGACAAGAAAUUUGCUAGUCUUCAAACUGCUAUACAAGAAGUUAUCACACAAAACAACGACAUAAAGGAAUCUAUAUCAUUUAUUUCUAAGCAAUAUGAGGACAUGAAGGACAGAGUGCACAGCUUGGAAUCGGAACGUAAGGCCGAUCAUCGUCACAUUCAAGAACUUGAAGAAAAGAUAGAUAGCUUAGAACGAACACUCUAUUCCACCAAAAUUGAGGUACGGAAUAUUCCUCAAAAGCAGGGUGAAUCUAAAGAAGAUUUGUGUAAUCUCUUAAUGCAAACUACAGAUGUUAUUGAGUCACCAAUCCAGCGGCAGGAUAUUAAAGACAUAUAUAGAACAGGAAAAAAAGAUGGGAUGCUACCGAUCGUUGUUGAACUGGCAAGCAGUAUUAUAAAGGACAGCAUCAUCAAAAAAGCAAGAAUAUAUAAUAAUAAAAAUACACAAAACAAAUUAAAUACCUCCCAUCUAAAAUUAAAAGGACAAAUAAAGCCUUUGUAUAUAUCUGAACGGCUAACGCCCAAGACUCAACAUAUCUACUACCUUGCUCGUAUGUUUGCCAAAGAAAAUGGUUUUAAAUACUGUUGGACAUCAUUCGGAAAAGUUUUUUUAAGAUUGAAUGAUGGGAAGCAACAUGUACUGAUCCGAAAUGAAUCAGAUUUAACUAGUUUAUCUCAAAAUAAAUGA
This is a messenger RNA of Achroia grisella, 798 nucleotides long. RefSeq lists its product as uncharacterized. Bases 1 to 798 code for a protein of 265 amino acids. The transcript has a single exon. The record is from RefSeq and is a predicted model, not a curated record. Lineage: Eukaryota; Metazoa; Arthropoda; Insecta; Lepidoptera; Pyralidae.